Messenger RNA from Micropterus salmoides (largemouth bass), 2287 nucleotides. It is a transcript of the gene p4ha3, whose product is annotated as prolyl 4-hydroxylase, alpha polypeptide III. The coding region runs from base 40 to 1680 and encodes 546 amino acids. The transcript is spliced from 13 exons. Gene Ontology annotation, molecular function: protein binding; iron ion binding; L-ascorbic acid binding. The record is from RefSeq and is a predicted model, not a curated record. Gene Ontology annotation, biological process: peptidyl-proline hydroxylation to 4-hydroxy-L-proline. Lineage: Eukaryota; Metazoa; Chordata; Actinopteri; Centrarchiformes; Centrarchidae. Gene Ontology annotation, cellular component: endoplasmic reticulum.
AUCUGCAGAAAGGGAAGAGGUGUAUUUUCUGCCCUGGAGAUGAAGUAUCCUACAUGUGUUUUCUUAAGUUUAGUGGGUCUCCUGACAGUAGCUGUGAUUCCCCUGUCUUUGGGUGAAAUGUACACGUCGCUGCUGAACGUAAAGCAGGCGAUCAGUGUUGAACGGAAGCUGAUCGAUUACUUGAAAACUUACAUUGACCGUGAGUUAGAGAGACUGGAGGACAUCCAACGCUUUUAUGCCAAAGUAUCAGAACUGCACACUGAACUGUACAAAGGCUCGGGGACUGCAAUGGCAAACCCGCUGGUGGCAUUCACCCUGAUCAAGCGGCUGCAUUCAGAGUGGCUGAAUGUAGUCUACAGCAACGAAGCCCUGGAGAACACACAAGCCCUCAGGUCCAGUUACGAGAAGGAAGAGGCCGGUCUGCCCAAACUAGAAGACCUCCAGGGGGCCGCUAAGGGGCUGAUGAGACUGCAGGAUGUGUAUGCUCUCCAAGUUGCAAGCCUCGUAAGGGGUCGUUUCCAGAGAGUCACGAAUGGCAAGCCUAUUGAUAUCUAUCUGCCUGCAGUAUCUGUCCCACUGUCUGGUGAUGACUGCUUUCUGGUUGGAAAGGUGGCCUACGAGCAAGACGACUACUACCACUCAGUGCAGUGGUUGGAGGAGUCGGUGCGUCUCUUCCGGGGAACAGGAGGCGAGUGGAGCCCUGAGAAUGAAGGGACUUUAGAAGAUGCUCUGGAUCACCUGGCCUUUUCUCACUUUAAAACAGGAAACGUCUCAUAUGCUCUCAGUCUAUCUCAGGAGUUACUGCAUCACGAUCCAAUGAAUGGAAGAGUUUUGCAGAAUGUUGAGAAAUACGAGAAGCUGCUGGUUACAAGUCCACACAAAUCAAUGAGGGGCAAUGGGCUGAGGAGACCCACCUCCAAAUAUUUAGGCACCAGGGACACUUAUGAGAGACUCUGCCAGACCCAAGGCUCUCAGCAGCCAACGCAAUUUGAAAACCCCAGACUAUUCUGCGACUACUUCACUAACGGCAAUCCUGGACUGAUACUGCUGCCAGCAAGACGUGAAGUGCUGAGCUUGCAGCCGUAUGUGGUCCUGUACCACAACUUCAUCACUGACACAGAGGCUGAGGACAUCAAGGGGCUCGCCGAGUCAGGAUUGAGACGGUCUGUGGUGGCAGCUGGAGAGAAACAAGCAACAGCAGAUUAUCGCAUCAGCAAGAGUGCAUGGCUGAAGGGCUCAGCACAGUCCACUGUUGGGAAGCUGGAACAAAAGAUCUCCAUGCUCACUGGUCUCAAUGUGAAGCAUCCAUAUGGCGAGUACCUCCAAGUGGUGAAUUAUGGUAUUGGUGGCCAUUAUGAGCCUCACUUUGACCAUGCUACAUCACCUUCAAGUCCUGUGUUCAAGCUGAAAACUGGGAAUCGAGUGGCAACCUUUAUGAUAUAUCUCAGCUCUGUCGAGGCAGGUGGGUCCACAGCCUUCAUCUAUGCCAACUUCAGUGUUCCCGUCGUGGAGAAAGCAGCCAUCUUCUGGUGGAAUCUUCAUAAAAACGGUCAAGGAGACGUAGACACGCUACAUGCUGGCUGCCCUGUGCUUAUUGGGGACAAAUGGGUGGCAAAUAAAUGGAUCCAUGAGCAUGGCCAGGAGUUCCAACAUCGCUGCAGCCUGAACCCUGAAGAGUGAGAGGGGUGGAGCGCUAGCUGGGCCCCUUGGAGUACAAGAGCCAACCUCUACAAUUGAGAGGCACACUUGCAGGCAGAUAGAAGGAGGGAGCCAGAAAAUGAACAUACAGGCAGGGGAGGUGAGAGCUGUUAUGGGGCAGCCUGCUUCUAUGAUUGGACCUCCGGGCCCCAGGGAGCCUAAGCACAGUACAGUGCUGCAGUGGACAUGGAUAGCAGAAGGCUGAGAGUAAGAGAGGUAAAAGAGGAGUGGGGCAGUCGACAAUCACUCCCCAGAGCCCAAAUGGUCUUCUGCUGCAGAUGGAGAGAGGCCUCUGCCUUCGCACACUGUGCUGGUUUCAAGGCGGUUUGCCUCGUGCUUCCUUAAAAACGGACUUCUUAUGUAACGCUCUUCCGACACUGGGCAAACUCUAGGGACUGCCAUUGCAAAUCAACACAGCUGAACUUGGUACAUACCUUCCAAGCUUUAUUUCUAAUGUGUGGAUGCAGAAGUUUACAAAAAAUACCUAAUGUGCCUGGCUGAAUCACUGUGAAAUGGUGCACAAUGUAUCUUAAAAUGUCUGUUUAAUGUUAUGUUGCUGCCAAAAAUAAAUGUUGUUUUUAGAUUUGAA